Molecule: messenger RNA, 5729 nt
Organism: Fundulus heteroclitus (mummichog)
Lineage: Eukaryota; Metazoa; Chordata; Actinopteri; Cyprinodontiformes; Fundulidae
Product: DENN domain-containing protein 4B
Exons: 29
Coding region: 148-4671 (1507 amino acids)
Biological process (GO): regulation of Rab protein signal transduction
Cellular component (GO): cytoplasmic vesicle
Molecular function (GO): protein binding
Source: RefSeq, a predicted model, not a curated record
CACAUUUCCGUUCCUCGUCUUCUUCGCCUCUCGCAGCCGCUGCUAACAUGGACGGAUCCCGGGAGGCAUCGACCUGACCAUGAUCCUCCCUCCUCUCACCUGCGGGACGAACCAGCUCUCACAUCCAGUGACGGCCACACCGGAGGCAUGACAGAUGAAAAAUGUCCCCAGCUGGUGGACUACUUCGUGGUGGCGGGUCUGGACCCCGCUGGGCCCUGGAAGUCCCUGGAAGAAGAUGGCAGGACCUCAUCCUCCUCUUCCUCUUCCUCUUCGGCGCCGGUCCGGGUGGUGGAGCCGGUGACGGACCUGGUGGUGAUCGCUCGGGGUCUGGGGGAGGAGGUACCAGAAGGUUUCACCUGCAUCGAGAAGACGCUGGGAGGUCACUCUGCCGAGCUGAGCGCCGGGCUCAUCAACAACCCGCACCUGUACCUGUGCUACCGGAGGGGGCGGGACAAACCGCCCCUACUGGACCUGGGGGUUCUGUAUGAAGGGAAGGAGCAGCUGAAGCCGGGCUGGUACGUCAUCGACACCACGCCCUACAGCCGCUCGGCCAGCCUGAGUUCUGGCAGCGCUCCUACGGCCCACCGAGUCUUCCUCACGUACCGCCGGGCUCUGGACUCGCAGGGCCUGGACACGCUGGGCGUCACCGACAUCGCCCUGCUGAUGCCCAGCAAGGGGGAGGUGGCGCCGCACACCUUCUGUCGGGUCGACAAGAACCUCAACACGGGCAUGUGGGGUCCAGCUCUGCACGUGUGCUACAAGAGAGCCGUGGCCAAAGCCAACGCCCUGGUGUUCCAAGCCGGUCUGAUCAGCCGGUACCCAGAGGAGGACCUGGAGGCGUUCCCUCUUCCCGAGUCGGUGCCGGUCUUCUGUCUGCCGAUGGGCGUCACCGUGGAGAGCUGGCCGCUGAACUCCAAGUACCAGCUGCCCAUCUUCUCCACCUUUGUCCUCACCUCCGCCUCCGGAGACAAGGUGUACGGAGCUGCCAUCCAGUUCUACGAGUCGUUCCCCAGGGAGCUCCUGUCGGAGCGGCAGAACAUCCGGCUCGGCCUCCUCAGCGUGGUGGACCGCCGCCCCAUCACCAGCCGCAGUCUGCAUGCCAAGAAGAGCAUCUGUGUCCUCUCCCACUGGCCUUUCUUCACCGUCUUCCAGAAGUUCCUCACCUUCAUCUACAGAUACUCCAUCUCCGGGCCGCACGUCCUGCCGCUUGAGAAACACAUCUCCAGCUUCAUGCACAACGUUCCAUUUCCGUCCCCUCAGCGUCCUCGCAUCCUCGUUCAGCUCUCGCCGUACGACAACCUGCUGCUCUGCCAGCCGGUCUCCUCCCCUCUGCCGCUCAGUGGUGCCAGCUUCCUGAAGCUGCUGCAGAACCUCGGGCCAGGGAACGCCUGCACGCUGCUCCUCGCCGUCCUCACCGAACACAAGCUGCUGCUCCACUCUCUGCGACCCGAUGUCCUCACCUCCGUCAGCGAGGCCCUCGUCUCUAUGACCUUCCCCCUGCGCUGGCUCUGCCCCUACAUCCCUCUGUGCCCGCUGCAGAUGGCCGACGUGCUGCUGGCGCCCAUGCCCUUCAUCGUCGGCGUUCACUCCAGCUACUUCGACCUGUACGACCCCCCGCCUGAAGUGGUCUGCGUGGACCUGGACACCAACACCAUCUUCCAGUCAGAGGACAAGAAGCCGCUGUCGUGGCGCUCGUUGCCCAGGAAGCAGGGGAAGAGUCUGUUCAGCACCCUGACCAACCUGCACCGCACCCUGGAGAAGAUUUGCAGUUCUGGCCAGGAGGAGGCGACGCUGGAGUUCCUGCUGACCGACUACGAUCAGAUCUACAGGCGUCAGAAGCAGCUGGAGCUGGAGAUCCAGGAGGCCUUCCUGCGCUUCAUGAGCUGCCUGCUGCGAGGAUACCGGACCUUCCUGCUGCCCAUCACCCAGGCGCCUUCUGACACCACCACCGACUGCAGCUCCCUGUUCAACCUGCAGGGGUUCCUGAAGUCCCGCGAGCGAACCCAGCAGAAGUUCUACAUCCAGCUGACCAGGACUCAGAUGUUCACUCAGUUCAUCGAGGAAUGCUCGUUCGUCAGCGACCGACACGCCUGCCUGGAGUUCUUCGACGAGUGCGUCCAGAAGGUGGAUGUGGAGAAGCCGGAGGAGGUGAGGCUCAUCGACCUGGAUGAGACCCACAGCGGAGAACACACCGUCUUCAUCAUGCCUCCCGAGGAGCCGCAGGAGGCUGAUGGCUCCGAGUGCCCCGCCCACUACAGUUAUGAGACAUUCCCCACCUUGAUAGCGGAGCUGUUUGACCGACCGCAGGACCCGCUCCGCGUCCCGGCCAAAGGCAGCGCCCCCAACAGCCCCGCCCCCCGGCGCACCAAACAGGAGAUCAAGCUGGCCCAGAAACAAGCUCAGAAGUACUCUGCGGUUCCGGACAUGUGGUCCAAGUGCUUGCUGGGUCACUGUCACGGCCUCUGGUUCAUCUACCUGCCCACCUUCGUCCGGGCCGAGAGCUCCAAGGUCCGCGCCCUGCACACGGCCUACGACGUCCUCAAGCACAUGGAGACCCGCAAGGUGGUGGUGCCAGAUGAGGUGUGUUACCGCAUCCUGAUGCAGCUGUGCGGUCAGUACGGCCAGCCGGUCCUCGCCGUCAGAGUUCUGCUGGAGAUGAAGAAAGCCGGACUGACGCCCAACACCAUCACCUACGGAUACUACAACAAGGCGGUGCUGGAGUGUAAGUGGCCCUCGACCAAUCAGGGGGGCCGUCUGCGCUGGGCUAAGCUAAGGAACGUCCUAUUGGCCGUAGCUCAGUUCAGACAGCCAAUCAGACGGCGGCGGAAGAGCGGCUCUGUGAGCUCCAGAGGAGACGGCGCCAUGGAAACCGACCAGAAGCUCCGCCCACAGUCUGCUCUGAUUCGCCAGUCCAGCUGGAGCGGCCUGAGUGAAGCGUCGAGUCACGAGUCUCUGAGCGGGUCGCUGGUGAAGAGCUGCAGCCUGAGCAGCAUGAAGACGCCUGGCGACAAGCUCAAAGCGUGUAAGAAGUCCUCUGUCCUCCACGGCUCAGGGACAAACGGGGAGACGGUGGUCAGCAAGCCUCCUCUGGGACGCAGAGACGCCUCCGCUCCUCCUGCAGCGCCCCCCGGUGGAGUGGUGGUGCGGCGCAGCGAGGUCUGCCUCUCCACGUUCUACAGCGAGUGCUCGGAGUCCGAGCUGGACUGCAGCUUUGGUGCGGAGGAGCGAUGCGGCAGGUCCGACAGAACCAGGAGCUCCGCCGGCAGCAACAAGGCCGUGGACGAGAACUACAACCACGUGUCGUCCCCGAGCCGAGGAGGUCUGGCAGGGAAGCUGCAGCAGCUCCUCACGCCAACCAGACACAGAGCCUCGGUGCGGCGAGCGGCCAGCGUGGAGAACCGGCGGUCAGCAGGAGGGCGAGAAGGAGGAGGGGCGGGUCGGAGAGCGGCGGACCAGAGGCAGUCCAGGAAAUCUCAGGUGGCUGAAACGCUGCUGAGGGCCAAGGAGCGGCUGGUGAACGCCACGUCAGAGAGCUCGCUGUCAGUAGGAAGUGACCUGGACCUGACGGAGACGCCCGCCUCGGCGUAUCCGCUGCGCAGGUCGUGGGACGCCAGCCAGGAGGGGGCGGGGAUCGAGGUUCUGAUGUCCAGCUGCUCGCUGUGCCGCAGCUGCAACUCGCUGGUGUACGACGAGGAGAUCAUGGCAGGCUGGACCUCAGAUGACUCCAACCUGAACUCGUCCUGCCCGUUCUGCGGCGCCUCCUUUGUCCCCUUCCUGAACGCAGAGAUCUGUGACCUGGGGCCCGUCGGCAGUGCGGAGCGCUACAACAUGAACCUGGAGGACGAGGUGGAGAGCGCCGUGAGGCCCCCUAGUGGCCAGGAGGCGGCCCUGCAGUGUAACGGCCUGAGUGACGACUCCAGCUCUGAAACCAGCAGCUACUCUGAGACCAGCAAGGCCACCACGGCGUCGUCAGCAGGAGGGACUCCCCAGGUGACCGUGGCUUACCUGAGUCCUCUGGUUCUGAGGAAGGAGCUGGAGAGUCUGCUGGAGAACGAGGGCGAGUCGGUUCUGGCCCAGCCUCAGUUUCUGGACAGCCACUCCAUCAUCUUCUGGAACCUGGUCUGGUACUUCCAGCGGCUCGGCUUGCCCAGUAACCUCGCCCAGCUGGUCCGCAGCUCCCCGCUGGUCAGCCAGUUCACACAGGCGGAGAGCUGCGCCGUCCGGGUCCGUCUCCUCUGGGACACCCUGAGCCCCGACACGGACCAGUGGCCCCCGCUCUACGUCCUCUGGAGGAUCCACAGCGGCGUCUCCAUGAGGAGCUACAGCUGGAGGCGACACAACCACCCCUUCACCCUGGCCUUCCUGGAGGAGGUGCUGCGCUGGGUGGGCAUGAACGAGGUGCACAAGGCCAUCACGCUCUUCCUGGACACCCUGGAGAAGCAGCCGGGUUCUCCGCAGAUCCAGAGGAGUCUCUACAGAGAGUUCCUGUUCCUGACCCUGGCAGCCAUGGGGAAAGAUCACGUCGCUGCCUUCGACAAGCGCUACAAGGCGGCGUACCUGCGCCUCAGCAGCUCUCUGGGUCGGGACGAGCUCCGCAGGAAGCGAGCUCAGCCUCCCGCUGCCAAAGCCAUCGACUGCAGACGCAGCUUCCACCCGCUGCUGGAGUGCUGAGCGGUUCUGGUUCUGGAUCGGCCGUCUGCGAGGCGGACCGCACCCUGCAGCCUCCACCCGCUUCACCUCUCUGCUGCCUCCUGGUGGAGGCCAGGGAGCCCUGCUCCUUCCUGCCGUCCCCAACUGAUCCUGAAACAGUCGGAGCGAUCGGACCGGGUUCGGACCUGCGGCCGGUUCUUCAGGCAGAGGAAGGAAGAUGCUGGGUGGUGCCGGGUCUGACCUGGAGUCGUCUUCCUGAGCUGGAGUCUUAGGGAACCUUCUCACUCCAGAGAAACUUUAAAGGUUUUAUUGUUGAAACUGUGAAAUACGGAUUUAAACAUUUUAACGCUCCACCAGAACCGUCUGAUUAGUGCGGAGCCGGUUUGGGUCGGCUGUCACACAACCCUGGAUCUUCUGCCUGCAGGUGGAUCGUCUCCGCUGAGAUGUUUCUCCUGAGAGCUUCUUCAGCCUCUUCCAGACUUCUGAGUUCUUACCAGCUUCCAUUUCAUCCAAAGUCCAGCAGAAUCUUAGUUUCUGGAACCAAACCCGGGUUUGUUCCCCUGAUGUGGCUGCAGGUUGUCCUCAGUCAGCCUCACAGAACAUCUGACAGCAAACUGGGCGGAGAGCAGAAUAUGUGCUCAGCUCCAGAUGGAUCAGAACCACCUGGGUCUCACUUCUGACUCAGCAGCAGUUUUCCUUCUCAACCUGAACAGAUUCCAACAAAAUUCCCCAAAGAAACUAAAAUAUUAGAAGUUUUGUUUGGCUGAACCGCCCAUCAACAUUUAUCUUUGACUCUAAGACCAGAACUGUGACGCCAGAGGAUAAGAUUCAGCCCGAAACUCUCUGAGCGCGCUCAGUCUGCGGCGCUGCAGACUGAGCGCGCUCAGAGCGUUCUGGUGGUUCUGAUCCGACGCACGUCUCCAACAAGGCGUCCGGUACCGAUCCGGAUCGCUGUCUGCUCUUGACCUUUCCUCGUGAACUCUAGCUCCACGCUGAAGGUCCAGGAUCGGUAGAGCUUCAGCGUCCAGCUGCGUCUCCUGCUGUCCUCCUCAGGCUGUCCUCACGGCUCCAUGACGCUC